Messenger RNA from Ostreococcus tauri, 2241 nucleotides. Its product is annotated as Histidine kinase-like ATPase, ATP-binding domain. The transcript has 2 exons. The record is from RefSeq and is a predicted model, not a curated record. Gene Ontology annotation, cellular component: plasma membrane; protein-containing complex; perinuclear region of cytoplasm. Gene Ontology annotation, biological process: cellular response to heat; protein folding; protein stabilization. NCBI's taxonomy places the organism in Eukaryota, Viridiplantae, Chlorophyta, Mamiellophyceae, Mamiellales, Bathycoccaceae. Gene Ontology annotation, molecular function: ATP-dependent protein folding chaperone; ATP binding; ATP hydrolysis activity. The coding region runs from base 1 to 2241 and encodes 746 amino acids.
AUGGCGACGAUGCAGACGGGGAUGAAGACGACGGGCGCGCGCGCGAACGCGCGCGCCGGGCGGGCGAACGAGCGAACGAAGGGGACGAUGAGACGCGCCGAGCGGGCGGCGGCGCGACCGUCGAGAGGAUUGUACGCCCUGAACGCGCGCGCGGUGGCGGAACCGGAGACGUUUGAGUACCAGGCCGAGGUGCACCGAUUAAUGGAUUUGAUCGUGAACUCGCUGUACAGCAACAAGGACGUUUUCCUCCGCGAGCUCGUGUCGAACGCGAGCGAUGCGUGCGACAAGCUUCGAUUCGUCUCCCUGAGCGAUUCGAGCGCGAUGCAAGCGGGCGAGGAACUGCGCAUUAAGAUUCGCGGUGAUCCGGAGUCGAAGACGCUCACGAUCGAGGACAGCGGUAUCGGCAUGAGCAGAGAUGAUCUUGUCUCUUCGCUCGGUACGAUUGCGCGCUCUGGAACCGCCAAAUUCAUGGAGAUGCUCAAGAGUCAGAGCGACGGCGAAAACUUGAUCGGCAAAUUCGGCGUCGGUUUUUAUUCAGCCUUCUUGGUUGCGGACAAGAUCACGGUGUUCACGAAAGCGGCCACCGGAGACGAUAAGACGUGGAUGUGGGAAUCCGAGAUCAACAGCAGCUCGUACACCGUCAAGGAAGCUGACGAAGCGAUGUCUCGGGGCACGAAGAUCGUCUUGCAUCUCAAGGAGGGGUGCGAAGAAUUCGCAUCUGGGGACAAGCUGCAGUCGCUCGUGAAGACGUACAGCGAGUUCAUCUCUUUCCCGAUCGACGUCUGGGCACAGAAGAACAAGGAAAAGGAAGUUGUCGAUCAACAGUCGACGGAUGCCCUCAAGGAGGCUUGGACGAAGAAGAAGAUCGAGGCUGAGGCCAAGGGUGAGGAGUUCACCGAGCCCGAGCCGCAGCCGGUGACAAAGAAGGAGUUCGAGCAAGUGGAAGAGUGGACGACGGCCAACAACGACAAGCCCAUCUGGGUGCGUUCGCCCAAGGACGUCGAUCAAGAAUCCUACAAUGAAUUCUUCAAGGCCACGUUCAAGGAGUUCCUCGAUCCACUCGCCCACUCCCACUUUGCCGUUGAGGGUGACAUCGAGUUCCGCUCCAUCCUCUUCGUCCCGGGUAUGGCUCCAUUCGAGCAGCAAGACAUGAUGUCUAAGUCCAAGGCGAUCAAGCUCUUCGUUCGACGUGUGUUCAUCUCUGACGAGUUCGACGACUCGCUGUUACCGCGAUACCUCACCUUCGUCCGAGGCGUCGUGGACUCUUCCGACUUGCCGCUCAACGUUUCGCGCGAAAUUCUUCAAGAAUCCCGCGUCGUUCGCGUUAUUCGCAAGCGCCUGAUCCGCAAGACGUUCGACAUGCUUCGCGAUAUCGCGGAACGAGACAAUGAUGACUACGACACGUUCUGGGAUAACUUUGGCCGCAACCUCAAGCUCGGUGUCAUCGAAGACGCGGACAACCGUAAGGAUUUGGCUGAACUCUUGCGAUUCACCACCUCCAAGAGUAGCGGCGACGGGGAUCUGCGAAGCCUGGACCAGUACGUGAACGACAUGCCGGAGGCUCAGAAAAGCAUCUAUUUCGUCGCUGCCGAUAACAGAGACGCCGCGGAGGCGUCGCCGUUCCUUGAGAAGCUCAAGCAAAAGGGCUUCGAAGUCCUCUACCUGCUCGAUCCUAUUGACGAAGUCGCCAUGGCCAAUUUGGCCACGUUCAAGGAGAAGCCGAUCGUCGACGCUUCCAAGGAAGCGCUCGAUAUGGGCGAUGAAGAUGAAAAAGACAAGGCUGCGCUCGAGGAGCUUGAGAAGGAAUUCAAGGACCUUACGGACUGGAUGAAGGAGACUCUUGGCACGCAAGUUGAAAAGGUGACGGUGUCCAAUCGUCUCACCGACACCCCGUGCGUUCUCGUGACCUCCAAGUUUGGCUGGUCGGCUAACAUGGAACGUAUCAUGAAAGCACAGGCCAUGGGUGACAACCGCGCGUCCGAUUACAUGAAGGGCAAAAAGACGAUGGAAAUCAACCCGAGUUCUCCCGUCAUCGCGCAGUUGCGCAAGCUGAAGGAAGCCGGCUCCAAAGAAGCCACCGAUUCUUGCCAGCUCUUGUUCGACACCGCCUUGUUGACGUCUGGUUUCUCCAUCGACAAGCCAUCCGUCUUCGCCAGUCGCGUGUUCAAGCUCAUGACCGCGCAAGCCGCCGCCGCUGAGAACUCUUCCGACGACGGCUGCAUCACCCCCGAAAUCGUAUGA